Messenger RNA from Ilyonectria robusta, 1968 nucleotides. RefSeq lists its product as uncharacterized. The transcript has 4 exons. The record is from RefSeq and is a predicted model, not a curated record. Gene Ontology annotation, molecular function: prenylcysteine oxidase activity. Gene Ontology annotation, biological process: prenylated protein catabolic process; prenylcysteine catabolic process. NCBI's taxonomy places the organism in Eukaryota, Fungi, Ascomycota, Sordariomycetes, Hypocreales, Nectriaceae. Bases 83 to 1720 code for a protein of 545 amino acids.
GAGAGCUUCGACAGUUCGUCAAUGCUCACGGUUUACCCUUUCGGGAAUCACUUUUCGCACCUUGUCUCUCCCUUGCUUCAAUAUGCAGCCUUAUUGGAGGUCUUGCCUGGCCCUGCUGGGUGCCAUUGCCAGUGCUCCCGUUCACGGCGUUAGCGAGGUCAAGAAUGUUGCCAUCAUAGGCGCUGGCGCGGCGGGCUCCUCGGCGGCGUACCACCUCCAGAAAUAUGCCGAGGAAGAGGGCUUAUCUAUCAACAUCACCAUCUUUGAAAAGACGAAUCAUAUCGGUGGCCGCACUCUCACGGUCGAUGCCUUCGAUGAACCCGCCCAGCCGAUUGAGCUGGGUGCAUCCAUCUUCGUCACCAUCAACCACAUCCUGUACAAUGCAAGCCAGGAAUUCAACCUCCCCAUUGGCGAGCCCCACGCACAAGAGAAAGGCGCCAUCACUGCUAUUUGGAAUGGCGAGAAGUUUGUCUUUGAGACGGCCGAGGGUGCCUCGUGGUGGUGGGAUGUCGCGAAGAUGUGGUGGAAAUAUGGGUUGGCGCCGUACAAGGCGGUUCAGCUCGUCAAGAGCGUCGUCGGAAAGUUCGCGCAGAUGUACGAGGCGCCGCAUUUCCCAUUUCAGUCACUCACCGAGAAGGCAUUCGAACUUGGCCUACUGGAUGCUACCGGGGUAACUGGAGAGCAAUUCCUCGCUCAGAACAAUAUCGAUGCUCGAUUUGGUCGUGACAUUUUGCAAGCUGCGACAAGAGUCAACUAUGCCUCCAACUUGGCUUAUAUCCACGGUCUGGAGACCAUGGUAUCUUUUGCCACAGAUGGUGCCGUCGCGGUUCAGGGCGGCAACUGGCAAAUCUUCGAGAAAAUGGUGCGCGCAAGCGGAGCAUCCGUGUAUCGCAACACAUCAGUAGCAUCCCUCUCGACGAUCAAGAAGAAGACCAAUGCCUCUUCACCCAAAUACCUCAUUUCAACAAUCGACAGCGGUGUAAAAUCAAGCUCUCCCGACGAAUAUGCGGUUGGAUUUGAUAACGUCAUUGUCGCAUCCCCUUGGCAAUUCAGCCACAUCAGUGCUGAAGAAGGGAUACUCCACCGCGAAAUUGACGAGAUCCCUUACACGAAGCUCCAUGUCACCCUAUUCGCCUCACCGCUGAAGCUCGAUGCCAAGUUCUUUGGGCUCGGGUUCGGAAGCAAAGCCCCGAGUAGCGUCUAUACGACACUGGCUGAGGGUGAAGAGCCCAAACAGGGAGCGGACGGUGUUGGUAGCACUGGAUUCUACUCUGUUAGCACCCUGGAAACGGUGGUCAACCCCAAGACUGGGAAGUUGGAGUAUGCGUACAAGAUCUUUUCUGCCCAGCCCGUGACUCCCGAGUUUCUAAGCAAGCUCUUGGGAACAGAAAUUCCCGAUACUUUUGUUGGUGCCAAUGGGGAGGAGGAUGAUGAGACAGUUGUCAAGCCUAUCUCGUGGUACUACCCGCACUGGUUCUACUCGUACCCCAUCCUCCUUCCUCGGGUCACCUUCCAGGAUCCCAUCGUUGGUGAUGGUGUUUACUACACAUCCGGUAUGGAGAGCUUCAUCUCGACCAUGGAGACAAGCGCCUUGAUGGGUAAGAACGUUGCUCGACUGGUUGCCGAUGACUUUGCUGGCAUUUCGAGAAAGGGCGCUGAGACAGCUCCUGGCGAGCCUAUUGAGGAGGGUCUCCGCGCGCAAAAGCCCGCCGAGCUCUGAUUGGAUAUGUUGAAUUCUUUUACUUCAUUGUGAGGGUAGCUUUCGAGAGCGAUACAGAGUUUUGCGACAGCUGUGAUGUGAUAGCAUUGAGAUUGAUUCGCUAGUAUAGCUAUACACAGACUAAUAUUUCGGACAUUGUUUGGCAGAAUUCAGAUAAAUUACCAAAAAUACUAUGCCAAUAACGGAAAGAGAAUACAUGUGCCUUCAACCAAUGACGAGCAAAUACAGCAACCUUACCCCGUAGGUAG